Molecule: messenger RNA, 2562 nt
Organism: Neoarius graeffei (lesser salmon catfish)
Lineage: Eukaryota; Metazoa; Chordata; Actinopteri; Siluriformes; Ariidae
Gene: tpte
Product: transmembrane phosphatase with tensin homology
Exons: 19
Coding region: 449-1987 (512 amino acids)
Biological process (GO): dephosphorylation; transmembrane transport; monoatomic ion transport
Cellular component (GO): membrane; cytosol
Molecular function (GO): monoatomic ion channel activity; protein tyrosine/serine/threonine phosphatase activity; phosphatidylinositol-3,4,5-trisphosphate 3-phosphatase activity
Source: RefSeq, a predicted model, not a curated record
CUAAGAACCGAGCAACGCCUGGUGUUGUGAUUUAGUUUAAAACGUUUUGGGAAUUGAACAAACAGCAGGAUUGCAAAGAAAAGGAGCCAAGAAUAACCCUCUCUGGCCACAAAGAUUCAAGUGUAAAGACAGAGCAUGCAUGUUUACUAAAUCUCAGUAACCUAGAGCUGAGCUCUUCAAAGACCUCCUGAGCACUUUGAGGUAAAUAUCUAUCUGGUCUGGAAAAGGUCUGCAUACAUACAUACAUGCAUGCAUUUAAUCAUAUUGUUGUUUGUGUUUUAUUUGCCCAAAGUUUUCCUCUCUUCAAUAAUAGCAGCUUCUUUUUCAGAAUGUAUUAAAUAUGACCCAUGAAACAACUAAUCACACACUUAAAUACAACUGGUUUCUUCUUCUGGAACAGAACAGAACAGGAGACCAAGGUUUUUUUUAAAUCUCUUUUUAAAAAAAAAUGACAUCUGUGCAUUAUAAUCCCGGGUCGGAUUCCAAAGAUGUUAAUGGGAACGGCGCGAUGGAAGAGGCAGAGGUUCAAAUCGAUGAUGGCAAAGAGGAAAGCGUGGAACCGGACACCAUGUACUACCGUGUUAGGAAAAGGAUAGCUCCUUUUGUGAUGUCUUUUGGUUUUCGUGUCUUUGGUCUGGUGCUCAUCUUUGUGGACAUUAUUCUGGUCAUUGUUGAUCUGUCGCUGUCAUCCGAGAGCCGUAAGGGUGCAGGGACUAUUUUGGAGGCCAUCUCACUUGUCAUCUCUUUCUUCUUCCUCAUCGAUGUGCUUCUGCGGAUUUAUGUAGAAGGGUUUAAGGUGUACUUCAGUUCCAAACUCAACAUCAUGGAUGCCUGCAUUGUUGUCAUCACAUUGGUUGUCACUAUGAUCUACACAUUCUCUGAUUUCUCAGGAACAAGCCUCAUUCCCAGGGUAGUGACAUUCCUGAGGUCCUUGAGAAUAUUUAUCUUGGUGCGCAUCUUCCGACUGGCCUCCCAGAAGAAAGAGAUGGAGAAGGUCACUAGAAGAAUGGUAUCCGAGAACAAAAGACGGUACCAAAAGGAUGGAUUUGAUUUGGACCUCACAUAUGUCACAGACAGAGUCAUUGCGAUGUCCUUCCCCUCAUCUGGGAAACAGGCCCUGUACAGGAAUCCCAUCAGAGAAGUUGUCCGGUUCCUGGACACUAAACAUCUGGAUCACUACAAAGUUUACAACCUCUGCAGUGAGAAAGGUUAUGAUCCAAAACUUUUCCAUUAUCGGGUGGAACGUGUGAUGAUUGAUGACCAUAAUGUGCCAUCAUUAGAGGACAUGCUGAGAUACACUGCCAAUGUUAGGGAGUGGAUGGCUGCAGACUCGUGCAAUGUCAUUGCUAUCCAUUGCAAAGGGGGAAAAGGGCGUACAGGGACGAUGGUGUGCACGUGGCUAAUUGACAGUGAUCAGUUUGAAAGUGCACAGGACAGCCUGGACUACUUUGGUGAAAGGCGCACGGAUAAAAGCAUGAGUUCAAAAUUCCAGGGUGUUGAAACUCCAUCUCAGAGCCGGUAUGUUGGAUACUAUGAGAUCAUGAAGAACAAAUAUAACCGGCAGCUGCCCCCACCAAAAAGCUUGAAAAUCAAGAGUCUGCGCAUUCAUUCAAUCGCAGGUGUUGGAAAGGGCAAUGGCAGCGAUCUGAAGGUACGCAUCAUAGUGAAGAAUGAGCAGGUGUUCCAGUGCAUCUGUGCCAAACAGGAGAACUGUGCGCUGUUCCCUGAUGCUGGAAACAACGCAGUGGUGAUCAGUCUACAGGACGGCCCAGUGGUUUGUGGCGAUGUGAAAGUCAUGUUUGAAUCCAGUGCUGGCCUUCCAAAGGGAUACGAAGACUGUCCGUUCUAUUUCUGGUUCAACACUUCAUUUAUAGAGAACAACAGGCUGUACCUGCCGAGGGAGGAACUGGACAACCCACACAAGUCCAAGGUCUGGGACAUCUAUAAAGAGGACUUUGGUGUGACAGUGUCAUUCAGUGACCUCUGAAGAGAGUGUUAAUGAUGUGAUGUGAAACACACAUCAUUGUGCCAUAGUUUAAUGCUAACCUCAUCCCUGUACCCUACUCUAACUAGAAGAAUUGUCACUGAGCCAUACAGAGGAUUUUGCCCAGAAUGAUGUGUUUUACACCUUGUUCAAAAAGGGAAUAUGUAUGUAAAAGGGGAAAUGUUUAGAAAAUGGUACAAUAUUGGGCAGCACAGAUUUGAAGCUUCUAAAAUGUUGUAAUGUUCUUACUGCAUGUGUACUUGAGUGGCAGGAUCAAAAGCUUGAAUCAGAUUUGCCUCUCAAGUUUUAUAUGCUUCAGAAUGUAUUUUGAGCCAAAACCUAAGCUUCACUCAGUAUUGUGAAGUUUCACUGAAGUAGUAAAGCUUUGCAUUAGGUGUGUAGGCUACUGCUCACAUGGUGCAGUUCAGCUGACUGUAAACACUCCUCCCUAUCCACUAUGGAACUCGUGCUGAAAUGAAUUUAUUUUUUUUGGUUUGAUAUCCCUGGCAGAGAUGGAGAUUGGGGAAAGGAAUGUUGAUGCAACAAAGAAAUUAAAGUAACUGAUGAAGUAAAUCCUG